CGGGAAUCACGGCAAAUAGAUGGCAAAAGCCACGGUAGACAACCGAGCACCGAGACAGCCAGAGCCUGACCUGUUUGAACAAUGGAACAUUGGAAUUGGCCACACGGCCUAUUGCUAAACUGAAACGCGGGGAAUGUGGGGUGCCAUUUCUCCUGCUCUGAGGAUUACCCCGGAUCGACAAUGGAGAGUCGGUUAUUGUCUGUUUUGCGGAGAACUGAAGCUUAUAUCUGGCCAUUGGUUUGCCCGCGAUAUAUCUAUCUAGGCCACCUCUGGCUGUCUUAUCUUGAUGCCAGUCUUCAUAUGCCUCAUCUCAUCGAUCUUGACCCAGCAUCUGAGACAACAAGGAGAGCCCUCAUACCACCAACAUGACCCCCCAGGAACGAACGGCAUGGUUUGCCGCCACGGCCGCAGCCAUGGUCAUGGCUCUUGCAGGAUACGACGCAUCGACGUUUAAUUCGAUUCAGGGUUUCGAAACCUUCAUCAACCACUUCAAAGAACCCGGAGACGAUGCAAUUCAGCCAAAUAUUCUGGGCGGUAUCAACACAGCCUACCACGUAGGUGCCAUUGUCUCUGGACUCUUGAUUUCCCCCACCAUCUCCAAGAAGUUUGGCCGCAAGAUCCCGAUCCAGAUUGGCACCUCCAUUGUCCUGAUAUCGGUUAUGAUUCAGACCUUUGCGCCAAACAUUGUGUGCUUUAUCGCCGGUCGAGUGCUCAUGGGUCUGGGUAAAGGUAUCAGCAUGAACAAUGGUCCGACUUACAUCGCCGAAAUUGCCCCCGCCAAGAUUCGUGGAAUCAUGCUUUCCCUUUGGCAGCUCUGGUAUACUAUCGGUGCUUUUAUAGUGUACUGGGCAGCAUACGGAGCCCAGAGGACCACGCUUGACAUGGGUAUCUGGCAAUGGCGCAUUCCGCUGUUUGUCCAGAUCCCCAUCCCCGUCUUUAUUAUCGUUUCUAUCUUCUUCUGUCCAGAGUCACCGCGAUGGCUGGUCGAGAAUGAUCGUGUUGAGGAUGCUCGCUCUGCGCUGACCCGCGUCCGGAACGAUCAGAUCGAUGAGGAGGUGGCCGAUAUUGUGACGGCUGUCGCUUACGAGAAGUCGACCACCAAGCACUGGGACAAGUGGUGGGCACCUUACUGGACUUUGGUUCGAGAGCCCUCUCUUCUCCGUCGCACCCUUGUUGUUAUCUUCAUCAAUGUCGGCCAGCAGAUCUCCGGUAGCUCUUCCCUCAAUGCCUACACCACCCUGAUCUACAAGUCUGUCUUCAAGAGUACCGAGACGAUCGCCCUCAUCAACGCUUUGUCAGGAACCUGCUCUAUCAUCUUUACCCUUAGCUGCACCCUCCUCGUUGACCGGGUGGGCCGACGCUGCAUCCUCAUGGUUGGUGCAGCCGGUAUGUGUAUCUCACUCCUGGUUGUCGCCAUCCUUGGAAUGAAGGUCCCGGAGAGCGCGGAUGGAACCCGGCCUUACGGCAUGGGCGUGGCUGUGGCCGCCAUGUUCUUCCUUUUUAUCUUCUUCUACAAGCCAUCUUGGGGAGCUACAGUCUGGGUUUACACCUCAGAAAUCUUCUCGACAGAUGUGCGAGCUCACGGUGUCGCCAUUGGCGCCCAGUCACAAUCUGUGGCUUCGACCAUCCUCAACCAGUUUUUCCCCACAUUCUUGAAGAAUUGUGGUUUCUACACAUUCUUCUUCUUCGUCGGGGUUAACGCACUUUUGCUCGUCGGUGUCUUCUUCUUUCUUCCAGAGACAAAGGGUGUUCCUCUCGAAGAAAUCGAUGUCUUGUUUGGUUCGGUCUCCCAUAGAGAGAAGGGAGAAGAUGUUCUGGAGGGCAAGAUGAAGGCUGACAGCCUCGAGGGCGAGCCUACAAUUGUUCAUCACAACGGUUUUACCUCCAAGUAGGUAUGAUGGGCUGCUGAAGGGGGUGCAGCAGAUCGCCAACAAAUGUUGUGUCGGUAUAUGACAUUAACUAGUUUCUAUAACCCAUACUAUCAUUACUCCUUUCUCAACGAUCUCCCAC
This is a messenger RNA of Fusarium oxysporum Fo47, 2010 nucleotides long. Its product is annotated as general substrate transporter. The coding region runs from base 366 to 1892 and encodes 508 amino acids. Gene Ontology annotation, molecular function: carbohydrate:proton symporter activity. Lineage: Eukaryota; Fungi; Ascomycota; Sordariomycetes; Hypocreales; Nectriaceae. Gene Ontology annotation, cellular component: membrane. The transcript is spliced from 6 exons. Gene Ontology annotation, biological process: transmembrane transport; carbohydrate transport. The record is from RefSeq and is a predicted model, not a curated record.